AGUACCUUUUCUCAUGUUUCGUGAGAACAUCACAAACUAAAACGCCAUGCGAAGGAUGGCAGAGGAAAUACAACCUGCCAAGCAGAAAAGCUCCUGGAUGUUAAGCUGGCUUCCCACUUGGUGCCCCACUUCUGGCUCUCAGCUGAAAGAUGCAGAGGAGAAAAUGCUCAAGAGUGUGAAGCGGCCUUUCUCCAGGCAACACGUCCGGAUAUCCAACAGCAACUAUCUGUGGACCAUAGCUUUCUCCACACAGCCAUGCUCUCCCCCCCCUGCCCACCCAAGGACUCCUCUGGUGCUGCUGCAUGGUUUCGGAGGCGGGGUUGCCCUUUGGGCCCAAAACCUUGACUCUCUCUCCAGCAGCGGACCGGUCUACUGCCUGGAUCUGCUGGGCUUCGGCAGGAGCAGCCGCCCCGAGUUCAGCAGCGACCCAGAGGGGGCGGAGGAUCAGUUUCUGUCCGCCCUGGAGGAGUGGAGGGAGAAGGUGGGACUGGAGGAAAUGGUGCUGCUGGGACAUAACCUCGGAGGAUACCUGUCUGCUGCCUACACACUCAGAUACCCCAACAGGGUAAAACAUCUGCUGCUAGUGGAGCCAUGGGGGUUCCCAGCACGUCCGGAGAACCCAAACCACAGCUCCAUCCCAGUGUGGAUCAGAGCCAUGGGGGCCGCAAUGAGCCCCUUUAACCCUAUGGCUGGACUCAGACUCGCUGGGCCUCUAGGUCCGAUGCUGGUCCAGACGAUCAGGUCCGAUUUUAAGCAGAAAUACUCGACAGUGUUUGACGACAACACAGUAUCCGACUACAUCUACCACCUGAAUGCCCAGAGUCCAAGUGGAGAAACGGCCUUCAGCAACAUGACCAUUCCCUACGGCUGGGCUAAGAGGCCCAUGCAGGAGAGGAUCGGACAAAUCCAGGCGGACAUUCCCAUUUCCUUCAUCUACGGAUCCCGCUCCAGCAUCGACAGCGACUCUGGAUAUGAGCUGAAGAAAACCAGACCAGAUGUGCAGAUCACGAUGAUCAGAGGAGCAGGCCAUUACGUUUUUGCCGACCAGCCUGAUGACUUCAACCAGACAGUCCUCCAGAUCCUAGCUACGAUGGAGAGGGAAAGCAAAGAGGAGGAAACGAAGCAGAGAUAGCUUUCUGACCCAGGCGACCAGCUGGAGGUCAAAGGGUUCAACUAAUCGAAAGUCACAACGCCACCUCAGCUGUACGCCUCUUAUCAUACACUUGACUCUUAAAGAGAAAGCAAUCACUGACUCAGAACAAUUUAUUCAUCAUUUCACCAUCUAACACUCCCUUAGGGUCAAAGGUCAGAUGAUGACAGGUUUCUUUAUCCAAAGUCCAUAAUGUUUUGUAAAUAAAUGUGAGAUGCACUCUGA
Molecule: messenger RNA, 1375 nt
Organism: Notothenia coriiceps (black rockcod)
Lineage: Eukaryota; Metazoa; Chordata; Actinopteri; Perciformes; Nototheniidae
Product: 1-acylglycerol-3-phosphate O-acyltransferase ABHD5-like
Exons: 7
Coding region: 47-1132 (361 amino acids)
Biological process (GO): positive regulation of triglyceride catabolic process; lipid homeostasis; phosphatidic acid biosynthetic process
Cellular component (GO): mitochondrion; lipid droplet
Molecular function (GO): lysophosphatidic acid acyltransferase activity; carboxylic ester hydrolase activity
Source: RefSeq, a predicted model, not a curated record